This is a messenger RNA of Ostreobium quekettii, 303 nucleotides long. NCBI's taxonomy places the organism in Eukaryota, Viridiplantae, Chlorophyta, Ulvophyceae, Bryopsidales, Ostreobiaceae. The record is from the annotation of a GenBank genome assembly.
AUGCCUUGUACAUAUGGCACACCACCUAACAUCCGGGGUUGGCUUUUCACCAUUUUGGUGGGAAACGUGGUUGGGGUGCGCAAGCACAUGGGAGCCAUCCAGUGGGCAAAUGCGCUUCCAAGACAACGGUUUGCAGGCAAGCACUGCGGCGCUGGCUUUCCAGAAGCUUUGCUGGAAUCCAGUAGCUUGAUUGAGGGCUUCCUCGAUGGGCAAAUUCGCGCUCUUUCAUCGCUGGAGGGAUAUGGUGGGAAUGACAGGUCUAUGGUGAGAAUGUGGGGGCGGGGGAAGACUCUGGUUUUCUAA